Molecule: messenger RNA, 3370 nt
Organism: Sceloporus undulatus (fence lizard)
Lineage: Eukaryota; Metazoa; Chordata; Lepidosauria; Squamata; Phrynosomatidae
Gene: EEF2
Product: eukaryotic translation elongation factor 2
Exons: 15
Coding region: 153-2729 (858 amino acids)
Biological process (GO): translational elongation
Cellular component (GO): cytosol; ribonucleoprotein complex
Molecular function (GO): GTP binding; GTPase activity; ribosome binding
Source: RefSeq, a predicted model, not a curated record
CCUGCCUUUGACGUCAGCGUCCUCUUCCGCCCGCUCGGCCCCUGCCAACGAGUCAGGGCCGCCACUGGAGCCGCCGCCAUUGUUGCCGGCCUUUCUGUACUCCCCCUUUCCUUCCCCGCCCCUGCUAAGAGAAUCCGACUCCAUCCGCCAACAUGGUGAACUUCACUGUAGACCAGAUCCGGGCCAUCAUGGACAAGAAGGCCAACAUCCGGAACAUGUCCGUGAUCGCCCAUGUGGAUCAUGGGAAGUCCACUCUGACGGACUCGCUGGUGUGCAAAGCUGGCAUCAUCGCCUCGGCCCGUGCCGGUGAGACCCGCUUCACUGACACAAGAAAAGAUGAACAGGAGAGGUGCAUCACUAUCAAGUCAACGGCAAUCUCUCUCUUUUACGAGCUUUCGGAAAAUGACCUGGCCUUCAUCAAGCAAAGCAAGGAUGGAUGUGGCUUCCUCAUCAACCUCAUCGACUCCCCAGGCCACGUGGAUUUCUCCUCAGAGGUCACGGCUGCCCUGCGUGUCACUGAUGGUGCCUUGGUUGUUGUGGAUUGUGUUUCUGGGGUGUGUGUCCAGACAGAGACGGUCCUGCGGCAGGCCAUCGCCGAAAGGAUCAAGCCAGUCUUGAUGAUGAACAAGAUGGACCGGGCCCUGCUUGAGCUGCAACUACAACCUGAAGAGCUCUACCAGACCUUCCAGCGCAUUGUGGAGAACGUCAACGUCAUCAUCUCCACCUAUGGGGAAGGCGAGACUGGGCCCAUGGGAAACAUCAUGAUUGAUCCAGUUCUGGGAACGGUUGGCUUUGGUUCCGGCCUCCACGGCUGGGCUUUCACCCUGAAGCAGUUUGCCGAGAUGUACGUGGCCAAAUUCGCUGCCAAAGGAGAAGGACAGCUGAGUGCACCUGAGAGAGCCAAGAAAGUGGAGGACAUGAUGAAGAAGCUGUGGGGAGACAGGUAUUUUGACCCAGCCAAUGGCAAGUUCAGCAAAUCUGCUACUAGCCCAGAUGGAAAGAAGUUGCCUAGGACUUUCUGCCAGCUCAUCCUGGACCCCAUUUUUAAGGUGUUUGAUGCAAUCAUGAACUUCAAGAAGGAAGAAACUGCCAAACUGAUUGAGAAACUGGACAUCAAGUUGGACACGGAGGACAAGGACAAAGAAGGAAAACCCUUGUUGAAGGCUGUGAUGAGGCGCUGGCUGCCCGCUGGAGAAGCCCUCCUCCAAAUGAUCACCAUCCACCUGCCUUCCCCUGUCACGGCUCAGAAGUACCGCUGUGAGCUUCUUUAUGAGGGGCCCCCUGAUGAUGAGGCUGCCAUGGGAAUAAAGAACUGUGAUCCUAAGGGACCCCUCAUGAUGUACAUCUCUAAGAUGGUGCCAACCACCGACAAAGGGCGUUUUUAUGCCUUUGGCCGCGUCUUCUCUGGGGUAGUGUCCACUGGCUUGAAGUGCAGAAUCAUGGGACCAAACUACACACCAGGCAAGAAGGAGGAUCUCUACCUGAAGCCAAUCCAGAGGACCAUUCUGAUGAUGGGCCGCUACGUAGAGCCCAUCGAGGAUGUGCCUUGCGGCAACAUUGUAGGGCUAGUGGGAGUUGACCAGUUCCUGAUCAAGACAGGCACAAUCACCACCUUUGAGCAUGCCCACAACAUGCGUGUCAUGAAGUUCAGCGUUAGCCCUGUUGUGCGUGUGGCUGUUGAGGCCAAGAAUCCGGCUGAUCUGCCCAAACUCGUGGAGGGCCUGAAGCGGCUGGCCAAGUCUGACCCCAUGGUGCAGUGCAUCAUUGAGGAGUCUGGGGAGCACAUCAUUGCUGGCGCUGGGGAGCUGCACCUUGAAAUCUGCUUGAAGGACCUUGAAGAGGACCAUGCCUGCAUUCCAAUCAAGAAAUCAGACCCAGUGGUGUCUUACCGUGAGACAGUCAGCGAGGAAUCCGGGGUGCUCUGCCUUUCCAAGUCGCCCAACAAGCACAACCGCCUCUACAUGAAAGCCCGCCCCUUCCCAGACGGCCUGGCUGAGGACAUCGACAAGGGCGACGUUUCGGCCCGCCAGGAACUGAAGCAGCGGGCCCGCUACCUGGCUGAGAAGUACGAAUGGGACGUGGCUGAGGCCCGUAAGAUCUGGUGCUUUGGCCCCGAUGGAACCGGACCCAACAUCCUAACAGACAUCACCAAGGGGGUGCAGUACCUCAAUGAGAUCAAGGACAGCGUGGUAGCCGGCUUUCAGUGGGCCACCAAGGAGGGUGCCCUCUGCGAGGAGAACAUGCGUGGCGUCCGAUUCGAUGUGCAUGAUGUGACCCUCCAUGCUGACGCCAUCCACCGGGGUGGUGGCCAGAUCAUCCCAACUGCCAGGAGGUGCCUCUAUGCCUGUGUGCUAACGGCACAGCCCCGUCUCAUGGAACCCAUCUACCUGGUGGAGAUCCAGUGCCCAGAACAGGUUGUGGGCGGUAUCUACGGUGUGUUGAACAGGAAACGAGGCCAUGUUUUCGAGGAGUCACAAGUGGCCGGUACACCCAUGUUUGUGGUCAAAGCCUACCUCCCUGUCAAUGAAUCUUUUGGAUUCACUGCCGAUUUGAGAUCCAACACAGGGGGACAGGCCUUCCCCCAGUGUGUCUUUGACCACUGGCAGAUCUUGCCCGGAGACCCCUACGACACCACCAGCCGCCCCUGUCAAGUGGUCGCCGAGACCCGCAAGCGGAAAGGGCUGAAGGAGGGCAUCCCCGCCUUGGACAACUUCCUGGACAAAUUGUAAACGCCACAAAGCAAAAACGCAAAAAUUAUAAAUGCAACACCAGGUCUUUAAAAAAAUGAAAUAAAUUUAAAAAUGAAGAGAAAAAAUGCCAUUGUGGGACUUCACAUUACAUUUACGGAGUGUUACAUCAGGGAUGGCGGCUUCAGCCUUCACAGAUGCCGCUACCUUUUCUGUUAAUUUUCAGUCAUGAGACAGAUGUAUUUUUUAAAAAGCCAUAUCUGUGCUUUUAGCCUGAAGGGCUGCUUGUUUCAGUACCUGAGACAGGAAGGCUCUCUCUUGCCCUGUAGCAUUGUAAUUUAAAAAAAAUAAUCCACUUUGCAUUUCAUGCAUUGCGAUACGUUGGCCCUGCCAUGUUUAUUCAACAUGGGUGAUGAUGGGGAGUGAACUACCCAGUUUCUCCUUUAACUUGGGGGAUGCAAGCGACAAUUAAUUGGAGGAAAAGGUGUGGGGGGGCUUGUGUGGCUGAAAGCCAUUCUCAAAUAAUGCUUUGAAUUUAGGAGGGAUAAGCCCAAGGGCCUCAUCUGCGGAUUAGAAGCAAAGGCUGAGGUUUUUCCAGUUGGAGCCUCUUUCCUCACGGGUUUUGCUGUGUAAAUCAAUGUAUUGUUGGUAGCACUGGAAUAAUAAAUACAGUGAGAAGAUGA